Molecule: messenger RNA, 837 nt
Organism: Ilyonectria robusta
Lineage: Eukaryota; Fungi; Ascomycota; Sordariomycetes; Hypocreales; Nectriaceae
Exons: 1
Coding region: 1-837 (278 amino acids)
Source: RefSeq, a predicted model, not a curated record
AUGAAUCAAUCUAUCGAUACUGGCGACGACCCCGCGUGGAUCUAUCAAGAGGACUUUCGACGGCCGCGCUUUGUUGGAGACCCUCUACACCACCGCGAGAUUAUAUCUCAACUGCGAGAGGUCUUAGUGCUCACCCGUGGUCACCGGCAAAAGAGAUGGGGAUUCGCCAUUGUACGCACAUCGUAUGGUCCUGGGUCAGAUGAACAGAUGCAAUACGCCCUCGCUCUAAUCCGCAGUACGGCGCAAGUAUUCACCGAUACGGAGGCCAUCUCUGUAAAGCACAUACUGGAGGAGCAUAAAAGUAGCCAACCUUUCGAGCUCGCGGACCUAUCUCUAGAGUUUGAUACACGGCCCAACCAGGAGAUACUGAGCCGCUUCGAGAACGAUGUACUGGAAGAUGCAGCGCUAGAGGACGCCUCGGUUGCCACGGUCUGCGAGUAUUUCGCGGAUUGGAUUGCGACUAACGAUGGCCCUUCCAAUACCGGUGACAUUCGGUUCAUUUCCUGCAUUAUGCUCGACACCGAGACGCUGGCUCAACUUGCUACGGUGCCGGGUGACUUCCCUGAAACUGGAACCACGAGCUUCGGGUCGCCAUACUGGGUGAAGGUGGUUGAAGUAAAGCCACAGCCCGAGGAGGCUUUCCGGGUAUACCUCUUUGGGGAGUUUGGUCUGGCUCAAUAUUGGUUUGAUCUGAAUCAUAGCCGGCGGUCAGCUAUGGAGUUAACUCAUAACAAAGACCCCGAGAACCCUGGAAUCCGCUACUUUGGGUAUCUACCAACUAAUGUUGGGUACCUACCAUACACUCAGCUUCCCGGACCCGUUGAGAUUUUACAGUAG